UGGAAUCUGGAACGACUAGACCAGUCGACAACUAACGACUGACGGUUGCACUUGUGAUUAUGAACGGUAUUUUUACUGUCACUUUCAACAUGUCGGAACGAUAAUUUAUUUCUUUUUUCUAAUGACGUUCUUAUAAAUCAUCUCUAAGUUGCACCACCAUGACUUCUACAGCCCCAUUUGUUUCGUUAUUUCUCUUCUUGCUCAACGCCCAGGCAGGUCCUGUGUCUCCACACCCAAAGUUGUUAGUCGUUUCUUACGAUGCGUUCAGAUACAACUAUUUUGAGAGAAACCUGACACCGUUCAUGAGCCAGUUAAAAGCAGAAGGCACUCAUGUGGAAUAUAUGAUGAACAUUUUUGUUACCAAAACUUUUCCUAAUCACCAUACAAUGGCAACAGGAUUAUAUGCAGAAACACAUGGGGUUGUAGAUAAUGAAUUUUAUGAUCCAGUUAUUCGCAAUGUUACAAAAUAUUCAUAUAAGCUAUAUCAUUACGAUAACAAUAUUCUUCCUAUUUGGACGGUGAAUGAAAAAAAAGGCAGGCAUAGUGGUACAAUGAUGUGGCCAGGCUCUGUGUUUGAAUAUCAAGGAACAUCGCCUACCUUUGCACAGCCAUUUAAUGAUACAAUUCCAUGGAAAGACAGGGUUGAUACAUUAAUAUCAUGGUUUGUCCAUCCCACAAACCCAAUAAAUCUGGGAAUAUUAUAUAUUGAAGAACCAGAUUACCAUGGUCACGCUGUAGGGAUUAACAGUCCUGAAUUUAAUGAAAUUCUAGAAAAGCUGGACAAUAUUACGAGAUAUAUGCAUGAUAAAAUUGAUCAUUAUGGCUUGACAGAUCUUAAUGUAAUACAUUUAAGCGAUCAUGGCAUGGCAUCGGUCACAAUGGAAAGAAUAAUCAAUUUAGCAAAUUACAUAAAUGCUAGUGAUUACACAUUUGUAGGAACCUCGCCAGGAUUACAUAUUUUCCCAAAUCCAGGAAAAGAAGAGUUGAUUUAUCAGAAAUUAAAAUUUGCUGCAAAACAAACGAACACGUUUAAAGUGUAUAAAAAAGAAGAUAUCCCAAAAAAAUAUCAUUACGGCAAUAAUAGUCGUAUAGGACCUAUUUUCGUCAUAGCCGAAAUCGGAUAUGCGUUUCAAAAUCUUUACGACGCUAUAGAAUAUUAUAAAGAGAAAUUUAAUAUUACGGUUAACAAUCAGACAGAAUUUGGACUGCAUGGUUACGACAAUGAAGCUAUGGAGAUGCAUCCUUUUUUCUUUGCUAAUGGUCCUGCUUUUAUACCAGGAUGUAAAUUAGAGCCUUUUAACAACACAGACUUAUUUCCUCUAUUUUGUAAAAUACUUGACUUGGACUGUCCCAUGGUUAAUGGUACUUUAUCUCAUUUAACAAAGUGCCUUAGAACACGAUCGAAAGAUGUAUCGAUAUCUAUAUAUAGAGUACAUAGAGUAUUAAUUGCAGUUAUCAUAACCAUUGCAAUAUUACUAGGAAUUACAGCAGCGACAAUAAUUUAUAGGAAAAAACGAAAAUUAGCUCAUGGUUAUAGAAAAUCGUAUACACUGGACGAACAAUAUUUUACGAUUGAUAAUAAAUAUGGCUAAUAUAUAUAUUAUUUAUAUUUUGAUUCUUAAUUAACUUAUAUGUAAGAAAUACAUUAAAUUGGAAUAUCAUGUCAUCAUGAUAAGUCAUGUUUUUAGUAAUACAUAUAUAUACAAUAUACACAGAAUAUUUAUUUUUUAAUCUUGUAAAUUUUGUUUAUUAUAUUUUUGUGUAAAAACAUAUUAUUGAUGCGAGGAUAUCAAAGUUGAUUAAUCUAGGUGCUUAGCAAUAUAGUGUACUAUAAAAUUCUUAGCUAUUUAAAAUUUUAAGAAGAUUUUAAGAAUUUAAGAAUUUGCUCAAUCAUAAGACAGAAACAUUUACAUAAAAAAUUAAUGGUUUUCGCUCCUUGAUAUUUAUGAGAUAACUAUGAUAUUAUUAUAAUACUUGUGUAAUCUUAUUACUAUAAACUAUAAAUGUAUAUAAAUAUUUCUGAAUGAAUAUAUCUAAUAUUAAUAUCAA
Cataglyphis hispanica is the source of this 2049-nucleotide messenger RNA. RefSeq names its product ectonucleotide pyrophosphatase/phosphodiesterase family member 5-like. The record is from RefSeq and is a predicted model, not a curated record. Lineage: Eukaryota; Metazoa; Arthropoda; Insecta; Hymenoptera; Formicidae. The transcript has 8 exons. Bases 159 to 1592 code for a protein of 477 amino acids.